Messenger RNA from Durusdinium trenchii, 945 nucleotides. Lineage: Eukaryota; Dinophyceae; Suessiales; Symbiodiniaceae. The record is from the annotation of a GenBank genome assembly.
AUGGUCACUUUGCUGCAUUUCUGGAAGAAUGCUGGGCGGCCUUUUGUGCGACGAUGCGUCACAGCGCACAGAGGUGGCGGCUUCCUUCACGCACUCUCGUGCUUCAAGGAACGCUGGUCCACCAAGUGUCACUACUUUGUACAUAUUGGCAACUGCAUUGUAUUGCUGGCCAUCAACCAGAAAGACAUGCUGCAGCUGCGGAGCUUGUCAGUGACAGCCUCGCUCUUUGGCAUCGCAUACAACUUACUUCAACCAUCGCCUCUCUGGGCACCUGCAGCCUGGGGAGGCUUCUUCAUCUCUUGCCACCUGUAUUAUAUUGCACAGCUCCUGCGUGACCGAGUGGGGAUUACACUCGAUGCUGACCACGAGGCCGCAUACGAAAUGGCCUUCAUGGGCCAUGGCUUUACACCUCGGCAAUUCCUGAAGCUGUUUGAGGCGGCACAUGGCCGAAUUGAGGAGGCUCGCUGUGGCACGUUCAUUUGCCGCAAAGGAGAACCCAAGAAGUGGGUUCACUACCUCUUGGAUGGGAAGGUCAUGCUGAUUGACGGUUCUGAGGACAAGGUGGUGAAUAUCGUGCCGGGCAAGGGCAGCUGGCUCGGAGAGUUCUUCGACCCUGCUGAGCCCGAAGACCACUGGGCGACCCCGCACUUCCACCAAGUGUCGUUCAAAUGCAUCGCCCCACGUUGUCGGCUCCUGACGCUGGAGAUCGACUCGCUGCAUCGAGCGAUCCGGGAGGCAGGCCUCGCUGAGGCGGCCACCCGUGCGGAGAUCUCGGAUUUGUGGGGAAAGCUCCGGGGAAGUCACCACGAGCACCGACGGAACACCUACAGCGCUAUGUUGGAGUUGGCUGUGGCGGACGGAGGUAGAUGCCAAGGAGGAGGAUCACGAGGUGAAGUUGGCCGAGCUCGGUUGGACGGCAGAGGAAUUCGCCAGCGGCCAGCGUGA